GCUUUCCAUUAAAUCUAUUAUAAUAAAAAUUUCACGGUCUUUUUCUCUCUCUCUUUCUCUUUUAUUUGUUUCUUUCAAAUUCAUUCAUCUAAACUUUUUACGUCCCAUCACCAAAACGCUCUCCUUUCUCCCCUUCUUCUCCCUUUCCCUUCCCCCUCCCCUCUUACUCUCUUUUAACACAAACACACAAUUCUUUUUUUUCUUUUUAAAUAAGUAAAUUAAAUUCAAAUCAAAUUAAAACUCUCUUUUUCCCUUUUUCAAGAAAACAAACAAUCCCACCACAACACACACACACACACACACUCUACCUUUCCCGUGAAAUAAAUAAAAUUUAAAAUUUAAAAAAAAAAAGGAAGAAAGAAAAAAAACCCUUCCAAUUUUUCCAUAUCUCUCUUGAUCUCUUCAAAGACUAAAAUCCCACUCUUUUCCAUUACAAAAAAAGGAAAAAAAAAAAAUGGAUUCAGUGUCUGAAUCCGGCGGGGGUGGUGGUGCAUCGGAGAGCACGGCGGAGGGUUGUUCAUCGGCAACGGGAGGGGGAGGGGGAGGGGGAGCGGCGGUGGCUCCACCGAGCCGAUAUGAAUCUCAAAAAAGAAGAGAUUGGAACACUUUCUUACAAUAUUUGAAGAACCACAAGCCGCCACUGUGUUUAGCUCGAUGCAGUGGUGCUCACGUGAUCGAAUUCUUGAAAUAUUUGGAUCAGUUCGGAAAGACGAAGGUCCAUGCUUCCCCCUGCCCUUAUUUCGGUCACCCAAAUCCACCUGCUCCCUGCCCCUGCCCCCUCAAACAAGCUUGGGGUAGCCUCGACGCUUUGAUCGGCCGCCUCCGUGCCGCUUACGAAGAGAACGGUGGCCGCCCUGAAUCCAACCCAUUUGCCGCACGUGCCGUCAGGAUUUAUCUCCGUGAGGUUCGUGAAGCUCAGGCUAAAGCCAGAGGAAUUCCUUACGAGAAAAAGAAACGGAAAAGACCCGCCCCCACCGCCCCUCCCCCUGCAGAGACUAGUACCUCCGCCACCACCACCCCCGCAGAUAAUCAGCCUGAAACAACCGCUGGUGGCGGUGGCGGUGGCGAUGAUCCCGCCCUUCCUCCUCCGCCGUCCACAACCGCCGCUUCCACCACCGUAUAGUCUCUCAAUUACUUCUUUUUUUUUUUUUUUUAAUAUUUUUCCUUGAAAUAGCAUCUCUCAUCAUCUCUCUUAAUUGUGAUUAUGAGUUUUAUUUAAUCAUAUAAAUAUUAAACCUAUUAAUUCUCAUUAAUCCGAUCAUUCAAUAUCUCAUAUUAGAUCUUCCCAUCA
This is a messenger RNA of Cucumis sativus (cucumber), 1291 nucleotides long. RefSeq names its product protein LIGHT-DEPENDENT SHORT HYPOCOTYLS 5. Gene Ontology annotation, biological process: response to light stimulus; mRNA transcription. The transcript has a single exon. Bases 455 to 1123 code for a protein of 222 amino acids. Lineage: Eukaryota; Viridiplantae; Streptophyta; Magnoliopsida; Cucurbitales; Cucurbitaceae. Gene Ontology annotation, cellular component: nucleus. The record is from RefSeq and is a predicted model, not a curated record.